Molecule: messenger RNA, 2705 nt
Organism: Zophobas morio
Lineage: Eukaryota; Metazoa; Arthropoda; Insecta; Coleoptera; Tenebrionidae
Product: REST corepressor 1-like
Exons: 8
Coding region: 98-1543 (481 amino acids)
Biological process (GO): negative regulation of DNA-templated transcription; regulation of transcription by RNA polymerase II
Cellular component (GO): transcription regulator complex; histone deacetylase complex
Molecular function (GO): sequence-specific DNA binding; transcription corepressor activity
Source: RefSeq, a predicted model, not a curated record
UUGAGUAAGCUGUGGUGUUGCUGAAUCAUAGACUCAAAUUUUUACUUAUAUUUAAUUUUAUAUUAUUUAUAUGCAGUGAUAGGUAGAAGAAAUAAACAUGGUUCUAGCUGAAAAAAACAAUGAAAACGCAAGAAACGGCCGGAGAAGCCGGGGGCCGAGCCCGAACGGUCACGUCCAAGACUCCACAAGCGAGGAUGAAAGUUCAGUUCCAGUAGAUAAGAUACGAGUUGGCCGAGAUUACCAGGCUAUUUGCCCCGAGCUUCAACCGGAAUCUCAAAGAAAACCAGAACUGUUGGCCGAUAGAGCCUUACUUGUAUGGUCACCAACUGAGUCCAUACCAGAAUCGAAAUUGGAAGACUACAUAAUUUUGGCCAAAGACAAGUAUGGUUACAAUGGCGAGCAAGCGUUAGGAAUGUUGUUUUGGCAUAAACAUGACUUAGAUAGGGCUGUGCUAGAUUUAGCAAACUUCACACCGUUCCCUGAUGAAUGGUCUGUGGAAGAUAAAGUUCUUUUUGAGCAAGCCUUCCAGUUCCACGGGAAAAGUUUUCACAGAAUAAGGCAGAUGUUGCCAGAUAAAAGCAUUGCUAGUUUAGUCAAAUAUUACUAUAGCUGGAAAAAAACCAGGUCAAGAACCAGCCUAAUGGACAAACAGGCACGUAAGUUGCACACUCCAAAGGAGGAAGGAGGGGCUUCAGAAGCUGGAUCUGAAGGAGGGUCGAAUGAAGAGUCUGAUCAUGAUGAAAAGAAAUGGACUAUACAUCGUGGCAUUCGUCGUAAAAGCGGUUCACCAAGUCGUACGGGUCAACCUCCCGACGAGAACGCUACUCAGGGUGAGGGUGGCGCGUGCUCUAACUGCGGAGUCGCCUGUACCGUCACUCACGUGACGUCCAAGGGGUCCCUCUGUAAUUCCUGCUAUCAACACUGGAGACGAACGGGAUUGUUGCGGCCCACAUCGGGGCCGACGGGCGGCAAGCGCGGCUCCCCGCUGGGCGGACGCCACAAGCGCAAGCCCCCUCGCGGCAUGUACAUCAACCACGACGAUCUGGCUGCGAUGGCGUCGGGCAACGCGGGGGUGCUCAUGCUUAAGGCGAUGGAUCGAGAGUUAGAUUCCCUCCAAAGACAAAUCCAGCAGAACAAACAGAAUAUAAGUUCCUUAAAACGUAAGCAUUCAGACUCCAUAGAAGAUCUCCGUCCAAGUAAUGAGCAUUCGUCACGUAUCAACGCACGCUGGACCAACGAGGAGCUGCUCCUAGCCGUCCAAGGCGUUCGUAAGUACGGCAAAGACUUUAAAAGCAUCGCCGAAGUUUUGGGUAAUAAAACUGAACACCACGUGCGUACGUUCUUUGUAAAUUAUCGUAAAAGAUACAACCUAGACAAUGUUCUAAAAGACUGGGAAAAAGAUAACGGACCAUUACCAGAAGACGGCGACGUUAAAGUCGAAUUGGACGAUGCCAACAAUGAUAACGACGUCAUUUGUUUAUCACCGACCCCAAGUAAUAAAAAAGAAAUGAAAAAUGGAAAAGUAGCACAAGUUAGCAAAUGAUAAUUUUCUCGUCGAUUGUUGGAUAAUUUGAUCGUGUUUUAAAGUUUUCAGUUUCGCAUUUGUAGUGUACGAUUAUUCUUUUUUAAUAAUAAAAUUAUAUAUCCAACAGAUAAACAAUCAUUGUAAAUACUUUAGAUUUAGGAAUCACGUUCUUAUGAAUGAAUGUGUAUUAUUUUGCAUUUUAAACAGAUUGUUAUUUUUACAGUUCUUCGAGAUUUCAACACACUAUAAAGAAUAGUUUUUGCCAUUAGCAAUUAUAGUGUAUACACACUCAGUGUUAAUAAUAAUAUCGAAAAUAAGACUCCUGCAGUUACUGUUCGAAAAGUGAUAUUGCAGCGAAUACUGAUAAAUAUGAAUUUAAUUACAAAAGUCGUAAUUAAUUUUCUGAUAACAAAGUUGAAAAUAUUACACAUCCUAGGCUAGGCGGUACCAUAAUGACUUGGAUAAAAGCCAGAUGUACAUUUUAUAAAUAACACGCAUUAUUUAUAUAAAACGGAAAAUAGUAUAGUUAAUACUGUCACGAUGAAUAAAUUAUAAUAGAAGGUGAUAAUUUGUAAACUAUACUUAUUUUUAUGUUUUACCUUUUGUUAAGUGUUGUAUAUUGAUUGAUUAAUCGAUUGAUUAAUGAGAAUAGCGGAUUUGCAUCAAAGACUUUAUUUUUUUGUUUAUAGGUUGACGUUUGGUUUUUAUUAUUAUGUAAAUAGUUUUUAUACCAAAUUAAAUUAUAGCGCAUCGAGAUAUUGCAUGCUAUUUAAUACAAAGUGUAAAUACAUAUUUGUAAUGUACUGAAUAUGAAUUUACAAAUAAUUUAAAAAGUUUAGUUAUUCCUCGCAUGCUUACUCUAAGAAUUGUUAAUAUCUGCUUGAGGAUUCCCUGUAUAUAAAUUUUGUAUUUGUACUGUUGAGGAGAGACUUUGGUUAACUUUAUUUUGAACUGUCCAUUCUGAUGUAAAUAGGGAAGUAGUAAAGAAAGAAAAAUUAAUUUAUAAUUAUUUAUUUCAAUUUUUAAUGUUUUCAUACAAUCUUAUAUUUAUAAUUGCCAAUUGUAAAGUAACUAAUUUAUCUUAUUUCCCAUUGUUUUAUUGUUUCGCACGUAAGUCAUAUUAAGUAAUGUCAUUAGAAUAGACUUGAUUGUAUUAAUAAUAAUAAAGAUUUAUUCCAUA